AUGCCUGUCCCAAUCCGUACAUUAACAGCAGCAGCUGGUCUUGGUUUAACAGGCGUAGGUGGUUAUUAUUACAUACAUACAAAGCAGGCAAUCAAAGAAGCUGCCACGCCUAUCACUGUAAAAGAAUCUUUUGUACCUAAACAUUAUGAUUCGCGUCCUUUUACUUUACUCACAAGUCAAGAGAUUGAUGAACGAUUACGUGCAGGUCAAUUUAUAACCAAAACUAAGAAUAUAAAUAAUGUGAAAGCUGUUUAUACAAACCAAUUGCCUUCCAAUAAUCCUGUUGAAGAUAAUUAUAGUAUUCAUACUUUUCAAAAUGGUUUAAUUGCUGGUGUUUAUGACGGUCAUAUUGGUCCUCAAUGUUCUCGAUUGAUCAAAAAGCAACUCCCUAUUUAUAUGGCUCGUGAAUUAGAGCUUAAUUAUAAUAAUGAAUCUCAGGAGAAGGCUAUCUCUGAUGCAUUUGAAUAUUUAGAUCAAGACAUUCAACAACGUUUUUAUGAUCUCUUUCCUAAAAACAUAAAACGUGUGACUGAAAGAGAUAUUCGCGCUGCUAUUGAACGCCAACCUGAUCAAGCAGCUACACAUGCUAUUAUUAGUGAAGCCAUUCAUGGUUCAUGUGCUUGCACUGUGUAUCUAAAGGAUGGUAUUGUUUACUCUGCUAACACAGGCGAUUCUCGUGUUGUCAUCGUAAGUCAAGAAGAAGAUGGUACUUGGAAGGGUAGACGAUUAGUUGAAGAACAAUCUCCUGCUAACCCCGAAUGGCGUGCUCAUAUGCUCUCUCAACAUCCUUCAAAUGAAUCUGAUGUACUUGUGAUGAGAAAACGUAUAUUUGGUUUGAUUGCGGUUGGUGGAUCAUUUGGUGAUAUCAUGUAUAAAGUCCCUGUGGAAUACCAAAUGAAAGUAUUUCCGUACAUUCCUUAUGACAUUUAUAAAACAUUUGCACGAUAUCAUCAUCGUAUUGUUGCCAAUUAUCGUACGCCUCCUUAUCUUCAAUCUAAGCCACUUGUUUCUCAACAUAGGUUAGAAAAGAAGGAUCGAUUUAUUAUUUUGGGUACAGAUGGAUUAUGGGACGAAUUAAGUUGGACUGAUGUGCGUAGUAGUGACGGAGAUGAAGCAGCAGCCAAGAUCAUGAGUCAAUGGAAGAAGAGCACCGAAGCUAAUCCUGCAACCCAUCUUAUACGACAGGCUCUGUUAUUAGAUGCCGUAUAUAAAAAUAUAGGAAUAAAAGAAAAAGUAGAAGAUGAAAGCUAUGAAUUAUCAAAACGAUUGACAAGAAAGCCCUCUCGUAAUUAUCGAGAUGACAUUACUGUUACUGUGAUUGAAUUAACAAAUAAAGAGGAUCAAUCUGACAUUGUAACUGAUACAGCAGCACUAGGGCCUAUGUAUGAAGCAGAAGAAGUAGAUAUCAAUGUUCCAAGAUUAGUUGAUCCAAAUAGAAAAUCUUCAUGGUUUUCUGGUUGGAUUUGGUCUAGGCUUUAA
Messenger RNA from Cokeromyces recurvatus, 1479 nucleotides. Its product is annotated as phosphatase 2C-like domain-containing protein. Gene Ontology annotation, molecular function: protein serine/threonine phosphatase activity. NCBI's taxonomy places the organism in Eukaryota, Fungi, Mucoromycota, Mucoromycetes, Mucorales, Mucoraceae. Bases 1 to 1479 code for a protein of 492 amino acids. Gene Ontology annotation, biological process: protein dephosphorylation. The record is from RefSeq and is a predicted model, not a curated record. The transcript is spliced from 4 exons.